AUGGCGCUGGCGAAUGGUGAGCACCACCGCGAAGGCGGCGGCGGGGACACCCAGCAGACACGGAAGCACAAGGCCCAGGAGAAAGCGUUGCUCGCGGGCCUCCAGGAGCUGCUCUCCAAGUUCGCCUCGCAGCCGGCAGAGCGCCCUCCUGCCCGGGCAUCCCCGCCCAACACCGCCGCCAAGCAGCAGAGUGCCAAGGCCAAGCGCCGCGAGGCCAAACGCCAGGCAUUCCACUCCGAAGGCCUCAUCGGAGCCAUCAAGCGCAUCAUCCAGCGCGCGGAGGCAACCGGUGACACCAAACCGCUCGUCGGCAAACUCCAGUCGGUCGUCCAGGCCGCCGUCGACGGCCGCUUCGAUAAGGCCAAGCCCAAGGCCUCGGCGCAGCAGCCCCAGCAGCCCCGCGCCCAUGCCCGGCGCCCUGCUGCCCCUGCAGACCCCACGCUCGGCUCCAGUCCGAGCCCCGGGGCGGCCGCAUCUACAGCGGCGGGUUCUUUCAAGCCUUGUUCACUCCACUGUGAUCACUGGAAGGGGAGCGUUACUAAAUCCAUCGACGACCUUUUCAAGCCUACUGCCAACCAACACUUGGUUCAUGGUGUGGUUUCUUCUGUCCCUGACGGGCUCGCUGCCGCAGCCUCGUCCGUCCCCGAGGGCGCCGCCAUCACGAUCAUCUUGGACCGCGCGGCUCCGGGGGCCAAGGCGGCGCGAGCUCCCGCUUUCGACGCCAAAGGCACGCCGAAGGUCACGCAACUAUACUACAUCCAGUUCGGGACACCGGUGGCGCCCUUGGCUUGGCAGCCGCAGAAGGGCAACGCGCUCCCGCAGGCGCCGGCCUCCAAGGUCCUACGAGUGGCAUCUUUCCGCUCUCAUCUCACAGAGUCCCAGUGGCAACUGCGGACUCGGAACUACAAGGUCGCAGUGCAAGGACGGCUUACUCAACUGCGCAUCCCUCGUUCUGACAUCAUCGACAUCUUCAGCGCGAGGCGAUCCGAGGAUGGGGCCAUUAUUAGCGUCAACAUUCGGGUCGCGGCUUCGGCUGCGACUGGGAUCGACCGGGCGAGCGGGGUGAACGGCUUCCUCGCCCGUCUCCUCCCUGACACCAAGGAUGCACCACUGACGUUUGGAGCAGUCAAGUGGCUGAAGCGCCUCGAGGAGGAGGACGGCCCCACAUUUCUGCAACGUGGCCGCGGUGAAGCGGAGCAGAUGGAUCCGUGCAUGGGACUUGCGUUUUCGAACACAGGUUCGAUUGGCAUUCGUGUCGACAGUCAGACCAAAGUACCAUCUGCCUGGCGUGUUUCUGGUUCGCCGAGGAAUUUUACCAUCCAGCAGUUCGUAACUUGGUUGAGCACCAAUGGGUGGCCACCUGUGGACGUGGCGACUGUACGCCGCCGUGUCGCUGGAGGCUCCGCGGUGUUCAUUUUCAGAGGUGUCAAUCCAGGAGGGGUCAAUGUCGCCACCACCGUUGAAGCAACGACUUCCGACGGCACCACACUCUACCUGGAGUUCGAACCGUACCGACCGACUGCAAAGCCGAAGCCCUUCCGCAACCUGCGGGAUAGCGAGCUGCGCUGGGAUCCCGCCCCGCCGACGCCUGCUCAGAGUGCCCAAGUCGCCGCCACGGAGCUUUCCUCCAAGGCCGACGCCAACGUCAAGCGAGCCAAGACCGACAACGGCGCCGCUCCUAAGGCCGACGAGGUACCGAUGGAGGAGGAGCCGACGAUCGAGGCCGUAGAGCAGCUGGGCCUCACCGUGAAGUCCGUGCCGAAGGAUGGGGCUUGUGCCUGGCACAGCCUGUCGUGGUGGUUCAUUCGUGGUAAGAAGGCUACCACCUCUCCGAAGGCGCUGCGCACCCAGACCAUCGAUUACAUGACAAAGAAAAACACUACCUUUGAGGCCAUAUGGGAUCGCCAAUGCCCUAACGGCCAGCCUUGCACUUCCUGGGCUCAGUACCUCAAGCUGAUGCACAAGGAGGACGCUUGGACAGGGGAGCUGGACCUGCUGGCUGCAGCAGACAAGUUCGGGCUCUCCAUUAUCGUCGUGCGGCCUGGUUCCCCGACCGUCCAGAUCGGCAAGGG
Messenger RNA from Prorocentrum cordatum, 2072 nucleotides. The record is from the annotation of a GenBank genome assembly. NCBI's taxonomy places the organism in Eukaryota, Dinophyceae, Prorocentrales, Prorocentraceae.